Octopus sinensis (East Asian common octopus) is the source of this 6067-nucleotide messenger RNA. Its product is annotated as E3 ubiquitin-protein ligase Su(dx). Gene Ontology annotation, molecular function: protein binding; ubiquitin protein ligase activity. The record is from RefSeq and is a predicted model, not a curated record. Lineage: Eukaryota; Metazoa; Mollusca; Cephalopoda; Octopoda; Octopodidae. Bases 562 to 3399 code for a protein of 945 amino acids. Gene Ontology annotation, biological process: ubiquitin-dependent protein catabolic process. The transcript is spliced from 21 exons.
ACUAUUUCCUUUGAAAGUAAUGACGUAAUUAAUCACAUGACCGUCAGUGAUGAAGAAGUAGAACUUAACAGCAAUUCCAUCACUGAUGCACUGAGAGUGUAAAUGUCAGAUUUAAUUCUUCCACAGAACGUCUAGUGAAGCUCUAUUUCUAAACUGCAGUUAUUGACGUGCUAGAAUCUUGGGAAAUAUAGACGGCAGCUAUUUACAGAAGCUACAAAACAUAAAUCUUCCACCAGCAAGUUGCUUGUACACUCAUUUACAUACUCCUUGAAUUUCUUUUUAGACAAACGGCACUUAAAAAAAGCGUAUGAAAGAGAAAUAAAAACAAAUAAACAGUGGCACCUGUAUGAAUCUAGAAACAGCUGGAGAGAUCAGUGUGGACACCUUUACCCUAUUACCGUUCUUAAUGCGACAGGUCUUCCUUUAUACACUCUGAACCUUAUAACAUCGAUACCUCAGGUUCCUUCAUAUGGAGGACCCCAAACCAUGCUAUUGGUAACUGAAUCUGCUGUAUUUGAUCAGUAUUUAAAUGCUCAGUGGCUCUAUUGAAAAUCUAACAGUAUGGGUGAGGCAUCUGCAGGCAGUUGCAGUCCACAGUACUGUCAACUUCAGGUCACAGUCCAAUCAGCCAGGUUAACUGCAGUAGGUUUAUUCAAACCUGAUCCAUAUCUGGAGCUCAGUGUUGAUAGCAUGUCACCAAAAAAAACAGAAGUAUGUCGAAAAUCUACAAAUCCAGAAUGGAAUGAACAUUUCACUGUGUUAGUGACACCUUAUUCUAAGUUAGAUUUCCGUGUCUUAAACCAGAACCACAUCCGAGCUAAUUCCUUAUUAGGGGAAGUUACACUUGAUUUGUACCCACUUUUGAAAGAAUAUCAUGGAAAAUUUAAUUCUCAUUCAAAAAAGUUGGAUUUGAAACACAAUGGGAAAGGUAAAAUUGGAGAUUUGUCUAUUGUGCUAAAUGGAAUGGAUGUUAAAAUGGAACAUCUUCCUCCGAAGCGACACAGUGCAGCCAUCAAUGGUCAUCCUAGUGUGCCAAAUGGAACUUCUGGUGCUUUAAUGUUUUCUUCAGCUUCCGAGGGCCCAAGCUGUUAUCGCAGACCCAGCAUGACUCGAUCGCCAUCCCAGUCCAGUGCCACUGGCACUCCAACGCGGUCGCAGUCUGCCAACAUCAAUGAUGCAGUUGCCAUGCCAGCUUUGUAUUACCCCCCUAUUCGACGACCUGUUCCUAAAAAUCCCAGGGCCACUUCUUCAUCCUCUUCUUGUUGUUCCCACAAUGCUCUAGCACCAAACCCUGCCUCUACAUCCAGCACUUCACAAAAUUCAUCCACACCGUCUGGCAGUAGUAGCGCUGGAGCAUCAACAUCUAGUGGACGAGGUGCUGAAGGAGGGCACUCACCAAAAGGCAUUCAGCUUCAGAACGGUGUGGCUCCAAGUCCAGUGUCUCCGCUUGCAUCGAGUUCAUCUCAUAUGACUAGCGGUGCAACAGCUGGUGCCGUUGGUGGAUCCACUGGUGGCGCCUCUGCAGGAGUUGCAGCUGUUGCAGUACCAGCCCAUGUCACAUCUGACGGAGCUUGUGGAACUGUCCCAAAUUAUGCUUCUCAGCAAGCCUCAUCUCAAACUCCUCCUACUCAAGCACAGGUUCAGGCACAAGCACAACAACUGCAGCAGCCCCAGGAUCCUUUACCAAUUGGUUGGCAGAUGAGAUUUGAUCCUCAGGGUCGUGUUUAUUAUGUGGACCACAACACUCGAACUACUACAUGGGAAAGACCUCUUCCACAUGGAUGGGAACGUCGAGUGGACAGCCGUAACCGAGUAUAUUAUGUUGACCACAACACUCGCACGACAACAUGGCAGAAACCUAGCAUGGAUAUGGUUCUGAACUGGCAGCAAUGGCAACAGUGGCGAAACAACAGAAGCAUGGAACACCUACAACAGCGGUUUCUUUAUCCACAGAAUCAAAUGCUAGCAACUGAAGCAGAUACACAGGAUGCAUUGCCUCAGGGAUGGGAGAAGAGAGUUGAUGCAAAUGGAAGAGUUUAUUUUGUUAAUCACAAAAAUCGAACAACUCAAUGGGAAGACCCAAGAACACAAGGCAGAACUCUUCAAGAAGAUCCGUUACCUGAAGGCUGGGAGAUGCGUUAUACAACUGAAAAUGUCCGUUACUUUGUGGAUCACAACACUAGGACUACGACAUUCCAAGAUCCUCGAGGAGGUCCUUGCAAAGGUCCUAAGGGUCCUUUUGGAGUUCCAAUACAAUACGAGAGGAGUUUCCGUUGGAAAUUGGGUCAGUUCCGUUACUUAUGCCACUCCAAUGCACUUCAAGGUCACGUGAAAAUCACUGUAUCCAGAGAUAAUCUGUUUGAAGAUUCAUUUACUCAAAUAAUGAGAUUAGCACCAUAUGACUUGAGACGAAGACUCUACAUUAUCUUUAAGGGAGAAGAAGGAUUAGAUUAUGGUGGUGUUGCCAGGGAAUGGUUUUUUCAUCUUUCUCAUGAAGUCCUCAACCCAAUGUACUGCCUUUUUGAAUAUGCAAGCACAAAGAAUUAUAGUCUGCAAAUCAAUCCAGCCUCCAGUGUGAACCCUGAUCAUUUAUUAUAUUUUAAGUUCAUUGGCCGGUUCAUUGCUAUGGCACUGUAUCAUGGCAAAUUUAUUGACAGUGGAUUUACUCUACCAUUUUACAAACGGAUGUUAAAUAAAAAACUCACAAUAAAAGAUAUAGAAACAAUUGACCAAGAGUUCCACAAUUCACUCAUGUGGAUCAAAGAAAACAAUAUUGAAGAAUGUGGUCUUGAGCUUUACUUUUGUGGAGAUUUUGACAUCCUUGGUAAAUUGGAACAGCAUGAAUUGAAACCCAAUGGCGCCGAAUUAAGAGUUUCAGAAGAGAAUAAAGACGAAUAUAUCAGUCUGAUGACCAACUGGCGGUUCACUCGGGGUGUUGAGGAACAGACCAAAGCUUUCCUUGAUGGGUUUAGUGAAGUGGUACCUUUGCAGUGGCUUCAGUAUUUUGAUGAGAGAGAAUUAGAGCUAAUGUUGUGUGGGAUGCAAGAAAUUGAUGUUGAUGAUUGGGAGAAGAACACAAUUUACAGACACUAUCAAAAGACAAGCAAACAGAUUGUGUGGUUCUGGAAGUUUGUGCGUGAUCUUGAUAAUGAAAAGCGGACGCGAUUGUUGCAGUUUGUGACUGGCACCUGCCGAUUACCUGUUGGUGGUUUUUCUGAAUUAAUGGGGAGCAAUGGACCACAGAGGUUUUGUAUUGAAAAAGUUGGCAAAGAGACUUGGUUACCACGCAGUCAUACAUGCUUCAACCGACUUGAUCUACCACCAUACAAAAGCUAUGAACAACUGACAGAAAAACUGACUUACGCUAUUGAAGAGACAGAAGGAUUUGGUCAAGAAUAGACCAUUCCUUUAUGUCUUGACUCCUGAUUCCCCUUCCCCCCACUUUCCCCACUUCAAGGAUGCAGAUUUAAGUUGAUAGAAUCAAAAAUAUUUUGCCCAAGCAGUUGUUUGAAAGCUUAUACCCUUAAUAAUUGCAGCCCAAUAAAAAUGUUAUAUAAUUACACUUACUUACAUAUACAUAUUUGUUUGUGUGUAUGUGUGUGUGUGUGUGCAUAUGAAUGCUAUAUAUGUAAACAUCUAGGUUGGGGGGGAGCGGUUAGGCCACCUAGAAGAGAAAAACUUAAAAGUAUUUGGUCUGAAUAUCAAUAUAUUUUGUCCUUGUGUGUGUGUGUGUGUAUCUAUCUAUCUCUGUCUAUCUAUAUGUUUAUACAUAUAUCUCUAUAUAUUUGUGCAUAUAUGUGUAUAUAUCAAUGUAUGUAUAUAUAUAUAUAUAUGUGUGAAUAUGUAUGUAUAUAUAUAUAUAUAUAUAUAUAUAUGCAUACAUACACACACACACCAUAGCGAUUAACAGUUUAUAGGAAUAGCCAGGCCACUUAAAAUAAAGAAUUCAAGGGGUUAUGUUUUAGUGUCAAUACCUUUGAUCUAAAGCAAUGAGUCUGACAAAAUAUAUAUUCUGUAUUACCUGGAGGUUUGCCAGAGCUCUCUCUCUGUCUCUGAUGCAACUUUGGUUAAAACCAGGUGUGUAUUUUGUUAGGCUAGAAUUUGCAUGUGUGCUAAUAUAUGUAAAAUCAUAUAAUGUAUAUAUUGUAAAAGUAUAUAUAUGUAAGUAUUAUCUGAUUAAUACUAAAUUCAUUGGCUAAGGGAACAGAUGUGUUUAUCAUAUCAAGAAAUGGUGAUCUUUUCUGAUCAGCCAGGUACCUGAAGUGGACUGUUAAUUUUUGAUAUGGCAGACAUAUCUCAUAAAUAUAUAUUGAUGUGUAUGUAUAUAAUGAUAUGUGUAUAUGUAUAUAUACAUGUGAGAGUUAGUGUACAUACAUAUAAAGCUGUUUGUGCAUGUGCAUACAUAUAUAUGUACAUACAUACACAUAUUUUUGGUUAGUUAUAUAGCUCUGUAAAUGAUUAAAUGCUUCACCUAAAGAAAUUAAGAUGUGCCCUGUGAAACUCAUUUGUGUGUCUAGCUACCCUGCAUGUGUGCAUAUGUGUUUGUGUGCGUGUAUGUGUGUGUGUGUGUGUAUAUAUAUGCAUACACACGUGUAAACAAUUAUAUAGAAAAUAGCUUCCUCUUUUGCAUCAAACAGAGAUUUGUUGUGGAAUGUAAUAAAUCUCAUUGUAUAGCUACACAGAUCUCUUUGCUGUGAAAGACUUAAUCAUAAGACACCUGUUUAUUUGUAUAUAUAUAUAUAUAUCUACACACACACAAAUACUUAAACCACUUUGUUGGUAGUUCAACUGGCAAUGUGCCAGCCGAAGCGCAAAAACGGAACUUUCGUGGUUGUGCCCAGCCAUCCUUUUACCACUCUCUUUUAUUUGUUUGUCACAUUUUCUGUGGAGCUAAACAUUCCUCAGCUAACUGAUGCCAUGCCAUGGAUUUGGUGUACUGAGAUUUCUGUUUCAUAUAUAUAUAUAUAUAUAUAUAUUAUAUAUAUAUAUGUGUGAAUAUGUAUGUAUAUAUAUAUAUAUAUAUAUAUAUGCAUACAUACACACACACACCAUAGCGAUUAACAGUUUAUAGGAAUAGCCAGGCCACUUAAAAUAAAGAAUUCAAGGGGUUAUGUUUUAGUGUCAAUACCUUUGAUCUAAAGCAAUGAGUCUGACAAAAUAUAUAUUCUGUAUUACCUGGAGGUUUGCCAGAGCUCUCUCUCUGUCUCUGAUGCAACUUUGGUUAAAACCAGGUGUGUAUUUUGUUAGGCUAGAAUUUGCAUGUGUGCUAAUAUAUGUAAAAUCAUAUAAUGUAUAUAUUGUAAAAGUAUAUAUAUGUAAGUAUUAUCUGAUUAAUACUAAAUUCAUUGGCUAAGGGAACAGAUGUGUUUAUCAUAUCAAGAAAUGGUGAUCUUUUCUGAUCAGCCAGGUACCUGAAGUGGACUGUUAAUUUUUGAUAUGGCAGACAUAUCUCAUAAAUAUAUAUUGAUGUGUAUGUAUAUAAUGAUAUGUGUAUAUGUAUAUAUACAUGUGAGAGUUAGUGUACAUACAUAUAAAGCUGUUUGUGCAUGUGCAUACAUAUAUAUGUACAUACAUACACAUAUUUUUGGUUAGUUAUAUAGCUCUGUAAAUGAUUAAAUGCUUCACCUAAAGAAAUUAAGAUGUGCCCUGUGAAACUCAUUUGUGUGUCUAGCUACCCUGCAUGUGUGCAUAUGUGUUUGUGUGCGUGUAUGUGUGUGUGUGUGUGUAUAUAUAUGCAUACACACGUGUAAACAAUUAUAUAGAAAAUAGCUUCCUCUUUUGCAUCAAACAGAGAUUUGUUGUGGAAUGUAAUAAAUCUCAUUGUAUAGCUACACAGAUCUCUUUGCUGUGAAAGACUUAAUCAUAAGACACCUGUUUAUUUGUAUAUAUAUAUAUAUAUCUACACACACACAAAUACUUAAACCACUUUGUUGGUAGUUCAACUGGCAAUGUGCCAGCCGAAGCGCAAAAACGGAACUUUCGUGGUUGUGCCCAGCCAUCCUUUUACCACUCUCUUUUAUUUGUUUGUCACAUUUUCUGUGGAGCUAAACAUUCCUCAGCUAACUGA